Molecule: messenger RNA, 315 nt
Organism: Neohortaea acidophila
Lineage: Eukaryota; Fungi; Ascomycota; Dothideomycetes; Mycosphaerellales; Teratosphaeriaceae
Exons: 1
Coding region: 61-306 (81 amino acids)
Source: RefSeq, a predicted model, not a curated record
GCCGGGGUUGGAGGGGGCGCGGGUGCGUAGGGGCGCGGAGGGGGUGCGGCGCAGCGCGGGAUGCUGCAACGGGUGUUUGUGAAGCUUGUUCCUCUGACUGUUGUCGUUCUGGACGGGGCUUUGCAUGGCCGGGAAUCGAGAGACGCGGUGGGUGGAAGCCGGGCAAGGACCGCCAGACUGCUCGCCCGCGCGUUGCACUCGACGCGAAGACGGAGCAGCUGCCUUGAAACGAGGCCGGGGAAAGGAUGGGGAGGGGUAAGAUGUUUGGAUGAUGCGUGGGGAGCGAGUGUGGCCCGGUCGCGAUAGGGCGAGGUG